Messenger RNA from Centropristis striata (black sea bass), 6445 nucleotides. RefSeq names its product eukaryotic translation initiation factor 4 gamma 1-like. NCBI's taxonomy places the organism in Eukaryota, Metazoa, Chordata, Actinopteri, Perciformes, Serranidae. Gene Ontology annotation, cellular component: eukaryotic translation initiation factor 4F complex. The transcript has 31 exons. The coding region runs from base 146 to 5404 and encodes 1752 amino acids. The record is from RefSeq and is a predicted model, not a curated record. Gene Ontology annotation, molecular function: protein binding; translation initiation factor activity; mRNA binding.
ACACAUGCUCUCCUUGACAAGGUUUCUUUUUCUGUCUCUAUUUAGGAAAAAACGUUCCUCAGUGUAACUACACUCAGGACCUUAAAAGAUUCAUAAAUAUUUGUACACAGGUCCACAUCUGCCUCCCCAUGCAGAACUCCAUGAAAUGAAUAAAGCACCACAGCCUAUAACAGGACCCCCCUCCACCCCCCACCCUGCCCCCUCCCCUGGCCUUUCACAGCCCUCAUUCCCCCCCGGGCAGUCCCCUUCUAUUGUGUUUGCCACCCCACCGCCUCCACAAAUGAACCCAACACCACAGCCCCGACAGUUUGCCCCAGGGCCCCGACCUAUACACCAACAGCCCUAUUACACCAACAGGGCCAACCUGCCUCCCAGCAGUGGGCCUCGGGGUGUCCCUCCCACUAGUGGCCCUCGGCCUGUGACACCCACCCAUGUCUACCAGCCGGGCCCUGGCUCCCAAAUGAUGAUGAUCCCCGGGCAACAGUUGCCCUUCCCCAGCUCGCCACAGGGACCCGCUUACUUCAUACCUGGACAGUACCGGCCAGCAACCUACGUGACCACACCCCAGCAAUACCCAGUCCAAGCAGGCACCCCCGGCUUCUACCCAGGCACCAGUCCCGCUGAAUAUGGUACUUAUGCAGGGGCCUACUACCCCGCCCAGCCUCAGUUCACCCCCUCGGUGCAGCCGGCACCCGUCAUUAUGAACCCAGCCCCACAACAGCAGCAACCACCACCUCAGCCUCCCCAACACAUCCACACCAAACGGGAACGUAAACAGAUCAGAAUAAGAGACCCUAACCAAGGAGGUCGAGACAUUACAGAGGAGAUUAUGUCAGGGGGCCGCAGUGGCUCUACCCCAACCCCACCACAGACAGCCAUAUCGGGAUCAGAAAGUACAGCAGUGGUGCAGGCCAACGGUGAGAGCGUCACAGCUGCUGCUGCACCAGUACUGGUUAGACCAGAUGACAGAGGGAAACCUACGCCCCCUCCUCUGUCAAAGACCCCUGAACUUGCUAAGGGUGACCCCACCCCCACAGAGGCUUCCUCCUCUGACACGAACACUAAGCCCCCUGCAGCCCCUCUACUAACAGAGGCGGAGGACAUCAACCUCAACACUACUCCCACUCCUGCACCCAGUGCUCCUGUUGCAGAUGUGAUGGAUGCUCCCCCACCACCCAGGGAACCCACUCCGACCCCCCUGUCUGCGCCGGAGGUGCCUGCUUACCCUGCACCCCUCCCAGACCCUGUCCCCACCUCUGUCGCACAGGACAAGAAAACCACAGAGGUGAAGGAGGAGGAGGAGGAGGUAGAGAAAGUGGAGGAGGCUGAAGCAGAGGAGGCAGCUGCCUCUCUGGAUAAACCCCUCGCACCUCCCUCCACCACGAACGGCGUCGAAGAGGCGGAGCCAGAAAGGCCCUCCGUCACGCUGCCACCCACUCACCUGGAGGACCCUCUGGAGUCUCCCAUCGCACAGCCGGAGGAGCUCCGCCUCCCCAACGGCCUGCCACUGCCAGCCCCUCAAGACCCCGAGGAGCCCGCCGACAGUACGGCCGAGCGUGACGACAGCCCCAUCGCUGAGCCCGACCUCAGCGAGCCGCCUGUUGUUCACACCUCCACAGCCGUCACUCAGGCAGCACCUACACCUGAUGUCCAAGCCACACCUGCCCCUGCUGAACAGCCGGCACCUGCACCUGCACCUGCACCUGAGCCGGCUCCCGUUGUCCAGGAGAUUCCUGAUCCGGUUGUGGAGGCCGUGCCCGCCCAGCCCGAGGUACAAGACACUGUUGUUCCUCCAACCGCCAUUGAAAUCAAAGAAGAUACCCCAGUGCCCCAGUUAGCCGCCAAGGAAGAGAAGCCAUCUCCUGCAGAGACGGUUUCCAUAGCUGACAGCACCCCGGAAACAGUGGCCACGCCUCCCCCUCCCACAGCAGAGGAGAGGGAGGACACCCCUCCUCCCCAGACGGUCACCCCCACCCUUGUAGAAACUACUAUGCAAGCCGCUGUGUCUGUGCCAAAGAAAAAGAGGAAGAUGAAGGAUUUGAACAAAAAGGAAGCAGUAGGAGACCUCCUGGAUGCCUUUAAAGAGGAGCAAGUAGUGGCUCCGCCAGAGCCCGAGCUAGCCCCUGUCCCAGCACCAGAGACCCAGCCCCCUGCCGCCUCCCCUCCUGCCCCAGAGGAGGCAGACCUGACCUGGGAGGACAAGGAGGACAAAGAGGACAAGCAGGACGCUGAGAACAUUCAGCCAGAUUCUAAUCCCAACGACACUGACAAGAAGUACCAGUACAAAGAGGAACAAUGGACACCAAUUGACCCAGAGAAGAAGAAGCAAUAUGACAGAGAGUUUCUUCUGGGCUUCCAGUUCAGCUCAGCCAGCAUGAACAAGCCUGAAGGUCUGCCAGCCAUCAGUGACGUCGUCCUCGACAAGGUGCAACCUCUCACAGCAAAUAAGACCCCUCUGCGUCAGCUGGACCCCAGUCGCCUACCAGGAAUGAACUGCGGCCCCGACUUCACGCCCUCCUUUGCCAACCUCGGCAGGCCUGGAAUGGGAGGAGGAGGAGGAGGAGGAGGCGGCAGAGGGCCACCUCCAGGCAUGGGCAUCGGAGUCGGCGGUCCACGCCGCUCUCAGCAGAUGCAGAGGAAAGAACAUCAAAGGAAAAUCAUCACCACCAUGUCACUCGGCGAAGACAUACAGCUGAACAAGGCGGAGAAGGCCUGGAAGCCUUCGGUGAAAAAACCUCGCAACCGCCCAGCAGAAGAAACGCCUGCAGACAACGAAUCAGGAGACCAACAGACACAGGAGCUGUUUAAACGUGUUCGCAGCAUCCUCAACAAACUGACGCCCCAAAAGUUUCAACAGCUAAUGAAACAGGUGACGGAACUGACUAUUGACACUGAGGAGAGAUUGAAAGGAGUCAUAGAUCUUACCUUCGAAAAGGCCAUCUCGGAGCCGGACUUUUCGGUGGCCUACGCCAACAUGUGCCGCUGCCUUAUGGGGCUUAAAGUCCAAACCACAGAUAAGCCGGGAGUCACUGUGAAUUUCCGCAAGCUGCUGCUAAAUCGAUGCCAGAAGGAGUUUGAAAAAGACAAAGAUGACGACGAGAUAUUCGAGAGAAAGCAGAAAGAGCUGGAAGCUGCCUCAGUGGCGGAGGAGAAGCAGCGGCUCAGUGAUGAGCUCCAAGAUGCUAAAGACAAGGCGAGGAGGCGCUCACUGGGCAACAUCAAGUUCAUUGGUGAACUGUUUAAGCUUAAAAUGCUCACAGAGGUCAUCAUGCAUGACUGCAUUGUAAAGCUGCUGAAAAACCAUGAUGAGGAGUCUCUGGAGUGCCUCUGUAGACUGUUGUCCACCAUCGGCAAGGACCUGGACUUUGAGAAGGCCAAGCCCCGUAUGGACCAGUACUUCCAUCAGAUGGGAAAAAUCAUAAAGGAGAGGAAGACCACCUCCAGGAUCCGCUUCAUGCUGCAGGAUGUGCUGGACCUCCGAUGGAACAACUGGGUGUCCCGGCGAGGCGACCAGGGCCCCAAGACCAUCGACCAGAUCCACAAAGAUGCUGAGCUAGAGGAGCACAGGGAGCACAUGAAGGUGCAGCAAGCCCUCAUCUCCAAGAAGCCUGAAGGCCCCGGAGGUAGAAUGGGUGGUGGAGGGGGUUCUGGGGGUCGCGGAGGCCAUCACACCCCAGGCCGUGGUGCGCCUCCCCAGGACGAGGGCUGGAAUACAGUCCCCAUCUCCAAGAACCGACCCAUCGACACCUCUCGCCUUAGCAAAAUCACCAAGACUCCUGUUCUCGACUUCAAUAAUCAGUUGCUCGCCCCCGGAGGUAAAGGCACAUGGGGGAGCUGGGGGAAGGGCAGCAGUGGAGGCACCAGUGCCAAACCUGCAGAGUCUGGCUCCGAGCCAGGCGGCCGUCCAGCCACCAGCACUCUGAACAGGUUCUCAGCCUUACAGCAGCCGUCAUCCUCCGGCCCUGCUCUGGACUCGGACAGACGAGUUCCUCAGAGAAACAGCUCGAGUCGAGAGCGCAGCGAUCGCUUCGAGCGCUCCGAUCGCGGCGAGCGAUUCGACAGGCGGGAUGAUCGGCGGGACGACCGCGAUCGUAACCGACUGCAGAUCACCAAGCGCAGCUUCAGUCGGGAGAACGAGGAACGGAGCCGGGAAAGAGAGCAGCGUGGCUCAGCCGAUCCUGUCCGCAGAGUAGCGAGCAUGACGGACGACAGAGGCAGCAGAGAGAGAGCCAGGAGCAAAGAGAAUGUGAAGCGCGAGGCGGCUGCCACCCCUCCACCUGCCCAGACCCCCACCAAGCCUGCCUUGACCGAGGAAGAGCUGAGCAAGAAGUCAACAGCCAUCAUCGAGGAGUACCUCCAUAUUAACGACAUGAAGGAGGCUCUGCAGUGUGUGCAGGAGAUGAACAGCCCUCAGCUGCUCUUUGUGUUUGUGCGAAACGGGCUGGAGUCGACGUUGGAGCGCAGCACCAUCGCCAGGGAGCACAUGGGCCUGCUGCUGCAGCAGCUCAUUAAGAACAGCAUCCUCACAAAGGAACAGUACUAUAAUGGGCUGCAGGAAAUCCUGGAGGUGGCUGAAGACAUGGCAAUAGACAUCCCCCACAUCUGGCUGUACCUGGCAGAGCUGUUCACUCCCAUGCUCCUUGAGGGAGGCAUCCCCAUGGGAGAACUUUUCAGGGAGAUUUCAAAGCCUUUGAUCCCUCUGGGUCAAGCUGGCGUCCUGCUGGUCCACAUCCUCACUUUACUCUGCAAAGAAAUGAGUCAUAAAAAAGCGGGCACGAUGUGGAGGGAGGCUGGCCUCCGGUGGAAAGACUUCCUCCCCGAGGACGAAGACGUCAACAAGUUUGUGACAGAAAAGAAUGUGGAGUUCACACUGGGCGACGAGUCGGAGGAGGAGGAGAAAAAGAAGGAGCUGAGCUCUGAAGAGCUGACCAAACAGCUGGACAGACUGAUCCAGGACAAGGCCGACAACCAGAGGAUCUUUGACUGGGUGGAGGCCAACCUGGAUGAGCAGCAGACCUCCUCCAACAUGUUCGUCAGAGCUCUAAUGACCAGCAUCUGCCAGUCAGCAAUCAUCCUUGAGAACCCUAACAAGGUGGACGGAGAGCAGAUCAAACAGAGAGCCAAGGUGUUGCAGAAGUACCUGAAGGAGGAGCAGAAGGAGCUGCAGGCUCUGUACGCCCUGCAGGCCCUGAUGGUGCAGAUGGAGCAACCUGCCAAUCUGCUGCGGAUGUUCUUUGACACUCUUUACGACGAGGACGUCAUCAAAGAGGAGGCCUUCUACAAGUGGGAGUCUAGCAAAGACCCCUCCGAGCAGCAGGGCAAGGGCGUGGCCCUCAAGUCCGUCACCGCCUUCUUCACUUGGCUCCGCGAGGCCGAGGAUGAGGACGAGUCCGACAACAGCUAGGGGCCCCUGGGACCGCCGGGCGACCCGGUGGGAGCUCGCAGAGGAUCUUCAGCGAGAGCAAACGUUCUGUGGAUGAUUCAGAAAGGCCUGAAUCAGCAAAAUCCUUCUGCAUAAACAGAAAAAAGCAAGAAAAAAAUUCUUCAACUGGGAGAGAUUGUAUUAUGGAUCGAACGUUCGAUCAUUUUUUUUUGUUUUCUUUUUUUUGUUUUUGUUUUGGGUUUCUUUGUUUUUUUCCUUGCGCAACUGAAUGUCUUUUUUUAAAUAAAUGAAAUUAAACAGAGAGAAUAGAUAUGAGAGAGAGAGAAUGCUGAGAAGCGUUACAAGCCGUCGGAGAUAAUGCUGUUUUUCCUUCAGUAUUUUUUUGAAGUCUAUCUCCUGUUUUCAAAUGGCUUGUCCUCGCCACGGCAACAAUAUUCAAGACACUUUGCUUAAUGACAGAUAUUAAAAAAAAAAAACUUUAAAAGGCUGUUCACAUCUAUAUUUUUGAUGACUUCAUCCUUUAUCAUGUGACCGCGACACGUUCAUGUCACAUGUUUGAUCUACAUGAGGCGCUUAUGUAGACGGCUAGCUUUUUGUUCCUUUUUUUUUUUCUGGUGUUGGAUGGUUGGAGUGUGCGUUUUAUAAUAAAAUAGAAAACUACAAAGAAGAGUGGCUGUCUAAGGAACAUUUCAGACAGGAGUUACACGGUUGUGGACUCCAAAGGAUUUCACACAGACUUUCCGAGGAGCGGUGUGACUGCGGAGCGGGGGCGAUGAACAUUGACCAUUUUGCUGCUGGGGGUCGACGAUGCUCCCUGACGCCCCUCAAUCCCCGAAGCCCCGAUAAACCCUCCCAUCUGUCUGUUUGACUUGUUUCCUGUGCUUCAAAAAAACUGUGGACUGAGAAAAAAGGGAGAGCAAGAGCAAGGGCUCACGUCUGCACCCUCUUACAAAGCCUGUUGUUGGAUUUUAAAAAGUUAAAAUAAAGUUAUUGAAACUUGGAAAGAAAAAAAAAAAAAGCAUACCAACAAAAAUCCACUUUAACGAAAAAGGACUUUAAAAU